This is a messenger RNA of Rosa rugosa (rugosa rose), 634 nucleotides long. RefSeq lists its product as uncharacterized. NCBI's taxonomy places the organism in Eukaryota, Viridiplantae, Streptophyta, Magnoliopsida, Rosales, Rosaceae. The record is from RefSeq and is a predicted model, not a curated record. The transcript has a single exon. The coding region runs from base 68 to 532 and encodes 154 amino acids.
GUAGUUUUCAACAUCUGGGUCUUCACCUCUCACUACCAUCAUUCAGCUGCUUCAAACUGAUCUCAACAUGGCUCUGAGAAUGCAUCUCCUUUCCCCCAAAGCCCCCCGACAACCUCCAAAAUUCCACACCAGUCCCUUCCCCUCCACCAGACCCAAAACCCGAACAAUCCAAUGCAAAAAGAAGAGCAUAAGCGAUGCCGAGCUCGCAUCAGAUUUGUCAAAGAUGACCACCCUUUUCGCGCAGAGAGACGAAGCCAUGAACAAGAGCAGAGAGCUUCUCUUCACAGAGCUGUGCCAAUUCCUGGAUUCAAAACCAGAGGAAGUCAAGAAGAAAUGGGGGAAAUUGGAUGAGGACGAGAAGCGCGUUUUGGUUAAAGGCUUUGUUUCAGAGUGGGGUGUCAAUUUUCACCCACUGUCUGCAAAAUCUGUUCAAGAUUUGGUCGAGGAGCACCUGCAGCACCGAAACCCACCUGCAAAAUCCCCUUUGUUUCCUGGUUUAAAGAGGAUGAUGGGUUUCUCAGAAGACAAAUAGAUUCAUUUCGUUGCUCAAUGUAAAACUUCAAUUUGGUCUUUCAAUCUUUUCCCAAGUCCUAACUUCAAUCGAAUUUUUUUCUUUUUUCUUCCAUCAAAUAAA